Pochonia chlamydosporia 170 is the source of this 180-nucleotide messenger RNA. RefSeq lists its product as hypothetical. The record is from RefSeq and is a predicted model, not a curated record. The transcript has a single exon. Lineage: Eukaryota; Fungi; Ascomycota; Sordariomycetes; Hypocreales; Clavicipitaceae. Bases 1 to 180 code for a protein of 59 amino acids.
AUGGCUAAUGGUGUUGCGGUUAAACCGACUAUUUGGUCGGCCGAAAUGCACGAUCCAGAUAUCAAGCGCCAAGCUUUAAAACUGCCAAGCCGUCGAAACACAAAAAUACCCCGCAAUACAGAGGUUUGCCGAUCAGAGCAUGGACGUGAACGUGGGCCAGACGUGACGGAUGGUAGGUAG